CGCAACGGAGGUGCGCUUGUGCUCUUGGGCUGCUCUGCCUGCAUUGUGCUUGCGUGUGUGCGCGAGUGUGCGAGUGAGCACUCUUCCCCCUUUCCAUAGCACGCCCAAUGCUCGACUUGAGGCAAUCUGCCGGUCGCGUCAUGAUGGUUUCGCUGGUGGUGAUGAUGAUGAUCAUGCUGCUCGUGCUGCAGCCUGCGCAUGGCCAACCGAGCACCGCCACCACCAGCACCAGCAGUCACUCUGCCGUGCACGCAUCUCCGUCCCACGCGCUGCUCAGCCCUGACGCCGACGCAGUAGGAGCGGUCGUGCAGAUCAACGUCUCGGACGCGAAUCAGCUCCAGUCUGCAAUCCAGCUCUAUGCAAACCCAGCAACGCGCCUCGUCCUCGUCCUCACCCCACCCGCAGCCACCACAGCCACCACAGCCACCACAGCCACGCCCCCAUCACUGGCACUGGCUGCGGCCGCUGGCACGAUCGUCCUGCCCACGACCAUAGCGAUUCCACCCGGUUCGGCGGUCUGGAUUCGCGGGAGCGUGCCACUCGGACCCGACGGCGCGGCUCCUGCCAGCAACAAGCCCACAUUGGAAGAUGCGCGAGACAGGCUCGGAGCCAGUGCUCGCAGCGCGUUUCAACAGCUCAUCGCGCUGGUCUGCCAGGCGGGCGUCGGGUUUUCCGUUGAGCCAUCUGCGCGCCUGUCAAUACAAGAUGUGCAACUUGUCGGAUGCGCAACUACUGCUGUGCAACUCAACAGGAGCUCCUCUGCGUUCUUCUCCAACGUUUCGUUUGCUGACAAUGGACAAGCAUCUCUCGGCCAAGCCCCAUCGAGCAGCGCGCCACUUGUAUCGUCGUGCGUGCAGGGCUCUGACAACACCACGAGCAGCUUUUCCAACUGCUACUUUUUGGAAAACGGCAGCGGGUCGUUCGGCAGCGUUGGUUUGCUUGGUCCUUCAUCAAGCACCUUUAGUGAUUGCGUAUUUGCAGACAAUCUCGCGAUCGCUGCACAACUUUGCCUUCAAUCCGAUGACACACUGUCUGCGAGCAAUCCGAUUCGUCUGGUCUUGGACCGAGUCAUUGUGGCCAACAAUUCAGCCGGCGAUGAAUUUGGCACAUCCGGUCGCGCAGCCGGGUUCUUGCUCGCCAGAGGAGCCGCUGUCGUUGCCAUGGCCUCGUGCUUCUUUCUCCACAACAGUGGCUUUUCCGCUGGAGUGAUUGACUUUGAUCCUCAGCGAAACAGCGACAGUGCUCUUAUCGCGACUAGGUGCACAUUUUCCGAAAAUGACUGCCUCUCUCCCUCGGGGGACAACUACGCCUCUGGCGUUCUGAAUGCGAGAAACUCGGGGACCGCCAUCUUUCAGAACUGUACCUUUGAUAACAAUUGGACUUCUGGGAAUGGUGCUGUUGCGAUGGUGGCACAAAACUUUCAAUUAGUCAUCGAGCAUUGUAUUUGCGACAACAACACUGCAUCCGGAUACGGUGGUUGCUUUGCCAUCACGGACGCUGCAUCGCUGGAAAUGACCUCCAGCCUGCUCAGUGACAAUCGUGCUGUUUUCGGCGGUGCUGUUGCUUCCCUCGGUGAGCAAGCGACUGUCGCCGUCCUGAACUCGCUUUUUCUCAACAAUUCUGCCAUUUCGGGCGGCGCCAUCAUUUUGGAAAACGGUGCGGCAAACGUGUCGCAGUGUACCUUUCUGGCUGACUCUGCCUUGUCUGGCGGAGUGGCUGCUCUUAGCGGAUUUUCUGCGCUACUUUUCAAUGGAUGUGUUGUUUCCGAGUGCAAAGCUUCCGGUGUUGGGGGUGUUGUUCAUCUGACCCAGACAUCAUUCAUUGACAUUUCCGACAGCUCGUUUACCAACAAUUUUGCUGCAUCCGGUGGCGUCGUGUCCUCCACCGACGCGUCGUCGGUCGUGGUUUCGAAUUGCAACAUGACCCUCAACUAUGCGGUUGUUUCGGGAGGAGUUGCUGUCGUUGACACGUUUGGCCAGCUCCGAUUUCAAGAAUCAAGGCUGACAGCCAACUAUGCUUUGACCGGAGCGGGUGGCGUGGUGUAUGCCCGCAGCGCCGCGUCCGUUGUGUUUUUCGACUGUGAGAUUACAGAAAACUUUGCCCCGCUUGCCGGCGUCGUCUACCUCGAUGAUUGUGCAAAUCUCGCCAUGCUCAAUGUGACAGCCCACCAGAACAUGGCGGUGACGUCUGGCGGUGUCUUUGCGUCGUCUGGCGUGACUGCAGAGACGUAUGCAGGUCGAAACCCUGUCGCCCAGAGCGUAGCCGACCUCACAAAGCUACUCGACCCGCUGCUUUUGCAGCUUGGCGUCCAACCCAAUCUGCAGCCGCGCGACUUUGUCACCGUCAGCCUGAACUCGAGCGUCUUUACAGACAACGUGGCUCAGACGGGUGAUGGUGGUGUCGGCUGUGCGUACAUGGGAGACUUGCAGGUCGCUCAAAGCGCCUUUUCCGGCAACCGGGCACUUGUGGGGAGCGGUGGGGCGCUCGUAUUUGACGACGCUAGAGGCAACACCUUGCCUACCAAGCCUGGUUUAACCUUUCAGCUCGAGUCAUCCGAGUUUAGCGCCAACCAAGCCUCCGAAAGCGGCGGUGCAAUGCUGUUGACCAGCUCAUUGUCGUUGCCAGCUGCGGCAGUUCUCAUUUCCGGAUGCAUCUUCCAAGACAAUGCGGCUCGGCGUGGCGGCGCUUGCUUUUCAAAUGCUGUGUCGUUUGUUGACAUUGUUGCGAAUGGCAGCACGAGCUCCAACAACACGGCGAGUUUGUAUGGAGCGAGCAUCGCCACGUUCUGCACCCAUGCACCCUUCCUAGCCAGCAACCCCGUCUCCAUUUUUUCGGGUGGCAGUGUUUCGGUUGGUGGUGUGCGACUGCUCGAUGGCUUGAAUCAACUUGUGCAGUUUGACACGGCUGCCUACGUGUCCUUGCGGUUGUUUGACGCAGCGGGUGACGUGACUGAUUCGGCCAUCGCUGUUGGAAUCGCCUCCGUUGUCCCAAAACAAGGGACGGCCGACAUUCCGGAAGUUAAAGUGUUCGGCCAUCCAGGCAGCUACGCGCUCGUCCCGACGCUGUUCGAUGGCACAACAACAAGCGUGUUUUUGGAGAAUGCGCUGCCCGUUACCAUCGCUGCUUGUCCGUCGGAUCAUUUGCUAAUCUGGGACGACUUGACCAUGUUCUCACACUGCGUCGCCGAGGAAUCGGCCAACAAAGUGCUCUCCAUUGUCUUGAGCGUCAUUGCGGGCUGGCUUAUUCUCGGUAUUUUCGGGUGUCUUAUCGUGGUUCAUCGAUGUAAUGAUCACAAGAUCAUUCUGAUUGCAGGAGAAACGUGGUGUCAACUGCUUGGGCUGGCAAGCGCCUUGUGCUUCUUGCAACUAUUCUUCCGGCUCCAGAAUCGACCAUCGGACGCACUAUGUGGCGUCAUUCUUUGGAGCGGGCACCUUGCAUAUGUUCUGGGAUUAUCAACUAUUGCAAGCAAACUGGCCUUUUCGAAACCACGCUCGUUCUCGACCGCACGGAAUUUUGAACUGCGUGUGAACACUGUUGAUAUGAUUCGGAUUGUUGGUGGCUCCGUCCUUACUUGUCUAACUCUUCUUGCAAUCUGGACCGCCGUCUAUCCAUCGACCGCUGAAAUUGCAUACAUUACAGCCAACACUGUCACGUUUGAAUGCGCGUUCGGACACGCGGCUUUUUCGUGGACAAUGUAUGCGCUCGAGAUAUGCCUGCUGUUGGCGUGCUCCUUCUUGAGCCUUCGUUUGCGCAGCAUCAUGACCCUUUACGACGACGGCCGAUAUCUGCUGGCAGCUCUGAGGUCUACAACCACCAUUGCUGCUGCUGGCUGGAUUGUUUCAGUCAUUUUUGGCGAUCAAUUGUCCGUCAGCACCGUUCGUGCGAUCGAGUCGGUGUGCUUCUUGGCCGCCGGGGCUUUACUUGUGGGGUAUAUAUUGGGUCCCAAAAUGCAUUCCAUCCACGCUCGCUCCUGGAAGACGAGCGGUGCAGGACGCGAAGCUGUAAUCUGCUACACGUUCGAAGAUCGCGCAUUCAUGAAAAAGCUUGGCGCCGGACUGGCUCACUAUGGCAUUGACGCGUGGUUUGAUGAAAUGCGACUCGAGGCGAGUGCAUUUUGGCGAAAGGAAGUGGCACAAACCAUCCAAGCAUGCCGCGUGUUUAUAUUUAUUGUGUCCCCACACUCAGUCACCUCCAACUACUGCCUGGAGGAAAUCCAGUUCGCCUACGAUCACGGGAAGGUCAUCUUCCCAGUCAUUAAAGACCGCAACUUUGAUGACGAGAUUGAUCCAGGACUGGACAUGCUUUUGAAGCGAUUCCAGUGGAUUUUCUUUGAUGGUGUGGAGCAAUCUGCCAAAGUUGGUGGCGAUGACGAGCUUGCACCAACACCCGCUGCCGUCGAAAGUGCAGGUGAUCGGACUUUGGCCACACCGACGUUUGACGAACAAGCGGCUCGACUGGCCAAGGCAAUUGUCAAGCAGCUACAAGAGAGCGGAUCUGCAAUCUUGGACGCAUCUGACCAGCAAGAUCGCGAUCUGGUCAUGGUCGACAUGACGGCUGGUGAGAAGCAAAUGGCCGAGUACUUGGAAAGCACUGGUCAGCUGCGAACUUCGGCCACCGGCUCCACCACCGCCACCACCGCCACUACCGCCACCACCCACAGACCCCUCCAUAGCCUUUUGAGCGCGAUUCGCAGCCGGACCCGCGGGGCUGGCCACUCGCACGGCCAUUCGAUUGCGGCUGGCAUCAUGGCCGGCGGUAAUUUGGGCAACUCGCUCGCCGCCAAGCUUAAACCCAAGGAGGUGUUCGUCUCUUGGGCGCAUGCAGAUGCAGAGUUUGUUCGCGAGCGCCUCUGGCCCGACCUGGAAGCGCGACAGCUGGACUGCUGGAUUGACUUUUUGCAGCUGGAAGCUGGCGAGUUUUGGCGCAAAGCCAUCGGAGCAGCCAUCAAGCACUGCCGUGUUUGCCUGUUUGUACUGACGCCAACCUCUGUUCGGUCGCAGUACUGUCAAGAAGAGCUCCUGUAUGCCUCCAAGUGCGGAAAACGCAUCGUCGUGGUCAUGGUCAAGCCCUGCAAAAAAGAGCUCGCUGACACGCUCGACGUCAAAGCGGUCAUUGAUGCGAGUGCCAUUGUUGAUUUUUCCGAUUCAGACCUCUACCACAUCAACGUGAACAUGCUGUCGUCGCUGAUCAGUGCGCAGCUCAACCUGAGCCAAGCGGCGCAAGCGAAACGGGAAGCCGGUACGGCCCCUGGCACGGCACCCGUUCGAGACAAGCGCGCGAGCUCGGUGGCUGUGACGACGAUGCGCGCUCUCACCGCGAGAAUGUCGCGCGGAGUAAGUCUGCAGCGCUCGACCGAUUUGUCGUCGGACUCGUCCUCUGCAGAGGCCUUGUCCAGACCGCCUUCCUUGGGCCACUUGAACGGUGGGCUGAGCUCGAGCAUCGACCCCAUUGCUGAAGUUGACAGUGAGUACGAUCUCGUCAACCCAGACACAAUUUCCAUGAUGAGCUUUGAGGAAAUUGGCGAUUUGGACGACUUUGGUGUCGCGCUGGCCGAGGCUCGAAAUGCAAGUGCUCCCGCAAAGCCUUCGCAGUCACGUUGGCGGUGGCCGCUUCACUUGUUUGGCAAGCCGAACACGACGCGAAGCAACAUUUCUGCAACACGGUCGGCCUCCUUGCCCUCCGCUCGACCGACCGGCAACGUAGCAGCAGAUCCCGGCACAUUACCUGUUGCCUUUGCUCAUUCCGUUCCAGCGGGUGACCCAGCGUGGCUUGAGAUGACCAGCAUUGAAACGUCCAUUUAGAAGUGGAUUUGCCUCCUCUAUUCCCGAUGCGCUCUUGAUUUGACAAGGUUAAUAUUGUACUUGUAUGUAAUUUUAAGACAUUGUUGGAAUUGAACUGAGAACAGAAGCCGAA
Molecule: messenger RNA, 5913 nt
Organism: Capsaspora owczarzaki ATCC 30864
Lineage: Eukaryota; Filasterea; Ministeriida; Capsasporidae
Exons: 18
Coding region: 108-5801 (1897 amino acids)
Biological process (GO): G protein-coupled receptor signaling pathway
Cellular component (GO): membrane
Molecular function (GO): G protein-coupled receptor activity
Source: RefSeq, a predicted model, not a curated record